Messenger RNA from Acaulospora morrowiae, 1953 nucleotides. NCBI's taxonomy places the organism in Eukaryota, Fungi, Glomeromycota, Glomeromycetes, Diversisporales, Acaulosporaceae. The record is from the annotation of a GenBank genome assembly.
AUGUCAAAUCAUGAUGGCAUAGCCACUUCACGAACACUGCCUGAAACAUUAAAAUAUCGUGACCCCCAACCUCUUCUUAAGGGUAGUGGUUCCUCUUGGGACUUUCAAGCCUCAGAAUCUUUGAAAAAAGAACUUAAGGAUGCUAUUAGUGAUCAUUUCAAACAUUGGAAGGCUGGAAGAUGUGAUAAGAUGACAAUACCGCAAUACUUCAUUAUAGCAGGAGCUGGAGAAGGAAAAUCUCGCACUGCACAAGAAUUGCCGAAAUUGCUAAUUGAAUGUACAAAUGAUGUUGACUUACAGAAUCGACUUAGGUCUGCUCUUGUAUUUAAUCUAUCAUUUGAAAAUGAGACCAAAUUAAUUUGGAUGAUAGAAACCUAUUGCUCUUAUGCAAUUGGUAAUCGAAUGCUCUUUCAGUUGUUACAGCAGCCUGGUGAAUCCUGGGAUGCCUAUGUGGAUCGAUAUAAUGUAGUCCCAGGAGAUGUAUUGAGAAGAGUUGCUAAACAUCGUGAUCAAGAAUUAAAUGAUCUGAAUGUGAUUGUUAUUUUGGAUGGUUUACAAGUAGCAAUGAACAAAAAAUACUUUUUUCACGAUUGUAUCUCUGUACUUGGUAUUCUUUCACUUCUUGGCCCAUUUAUUAUUACCUGCUGUACGACUACUAUUAUCAUGCCCACUUUCAGGUUUUCUGACUAUUCACAAUGGAGAGUUUUUCUCCCUGUGACAUCAUUACAACCUCCGAGAAUAAACGGCAACCCAGUCUUUGUUGAUAAUCCAGUCAUGAAGAUGCUCAUAAACGAUAUGGGUGGUCAUGGGCGUGCGUUGGAGGCUUUAGAAGAGUCUAUCAGUGGAAAAGAUUUGGACAAUAUUCGUUUUAUUGAUCUAAUAAAUGAUGUACGAUCAAAUCUCAGUAAAAAAUAUCAAGGAUGGUUAAGUAAAACCAUUUGUUUGAAACCGGUCCUUCGCAUUAUUCUUUCACGUAUGCUAGUUAAGAAAAGUUCAAAUGUUGCUACAUUUGAGGGGAAAGAAAUAACAGUAGAAGAUGUAACACAAUUUGGUCUUGUUCGAUUCGAGAGUCAAGGUGUGUAUGAGUUUUUUGGACAUCUCACAUGUCCAUAUAUUUGGCUAUGGAUAAUGGCGCGUGCGUCACGAGAUGAUAAACUUUUACGGAACUGGGAUUUUAACUAUUACAAUGAAGUAUGCAAUAAAGUAGGAAACUCAAGUAUACCACCUGGUUGCCAAUACUGGCAAAAUUUUGAGUACUUUGUUACUCAGUUUCGCUCUCUAAAAUCGAAUAUCUACGGUGAUAACGAACAAGUUAAACUCGGAGUCAUUCAUAAAGGUGCCAAGCAUAAUUUUGAUGAUAGUUCCAUAUACAAUCGAGAACUUACAUUGGAACAUUCAGUUAAAAGGGUCAGCACCAGGUCUGGAAAUUAUAAGCAAGGUGUAAAAAUUUUGUGUCAUGAUGGAGAAGUUGACGUUACAAAAGCAAGACAUAUUAUAAUCAAUGAAUCCGGAGAUAGCUUUUGUUCGAUAAAAAUGGUCGGGACUGAACUACUACAAACGGAAACACAUCAAUGCAAAUUGGUGAAACAAGCCAUUUCUCAGGAAAUAUUUAAAGAUGAGCAUGAAAAGGCAACGAGUCCAGGAGAUACUUUCAUUCUUUACACAACAGCAUCCUCCGAAAAACUUAAACUUCAUCAGCCGAUGUCUGCAAUUGUUAGUAAAGACAACUGGGAAAAAUAUUUCGGAUCUUUUGCUGGGAGAUGUUAUAAUUACGCUAUGGGGCCACCAAAUCUUAAUGAAGCGACUUACACUCAGCUGACUGGAAUAAAUUUCAUUGGAGAAGCACGCGCUAGAAUUAUCAUGGAAGAACGAAACAAACGUAAAUUUUCUGGUAUAGACGACUGUGAAAGAAGAACAAAAAUUCCGCGUACAUAUCUUGAACCCUUCUUUUAG